This is a messenger RNA of Aethina tumida (small hive beetle), 1949 nucleotides long. Its product is annotated as cyclin G. Lineage: Eukaryota; Metazoa; Arthropoda; Insecta; Coleoptera; Nitidulidae. Gene Ontology annotation, molecular function: cyclin-dependent protein serine/threonine kinase regulator activity. The transcript is spliced from 5 exons. Gene Ontology annotation, biological process: regulation of cyclin-dependent protein serine/threonine kinase activity; mitotic cell cycle phase transition. Gene Ontology annotation, cellular component: nucleus; cytoplasm; cyclin-dependent protein kinase holoenzyme complex. Bases 428 to 1402 code for a protein of 324 amino acids. The record is from RefSeq and is a predicted model, not a curated record.
AUUGCUAACUUCAUUGUUGUAGUGUGUGUUCUUUGUUCGUCUCGUACGCUCGUCCCUCCCGUUUAAACAGUCAAACGGGCCUUAAACGUGAUCGCAAAUAUGCUGUGAACAGUCUGUGAUAACAAAGUGAAGUUAGAAGUCAAACGUCGAGGCUGCCAAAACAACGGAACGAAACACGGAUCGGCUGAUGUAAGACUGGCCAGUCCAUUGUGUCACUUGUCAUUCGCAUUUCGUAAGUGGUUUGUGUAACUUCUACAAAAUACGAAGAUUUGUAGUAAGAAAAAGCAGCAGAGAUAACGAAAAAACAAGAGCAUCCGGGUUUUAGGCCUGCUCCUCUAUUUGCUUUAACCGAUUUUUGAAUAAAAAAACGGUAUUGGGUAUGGUAAAGUGCAUCAAUUGACCAAACUAAGGGACAAAUCACUAGACUAUGGACCAAGAUAGCAAAAAUGGGAGCCGGCCUACACCGGAUGCUAUUAACAUGAAAUAUCUGGCAUUUAAACUCGAAGAAGCUCUUGCUGCUGAACAAUCCAACAAACCAAACUUACUACUAAUCGAAGAAGACCGAAAGCCAUGGGAAGUAACCAUUGAAUCUAGGGAUGGUGCAGUACAUAUAUUGAGGUUUCUUAGAAUUUGGUUUGAUUUACCGUCUACAGUAUUUUUCAAUGCAGUCCUAUGUUUGGACAAGUUCCUUGCACGAAUGAAGGUACAAGAAAGAUAUUUGAAAUGCCUAACAAUCAGCUGCUUUUACGUGGCGGCGACCAAACAGGGUUUCAAACUGAACAAGCACCAGCUCGUGACUGUUUCUCAGAGCAAAUGUUCCGAGAAAGAUAUGUUACGGAUGGCGGACAUCGUACAGCAAAAACUGAAACUGGAGAACACGGAGAAAACGGCCACUUCGGCUGAGUUUUUGGACAUCUACGUCGAAGUGUUGGCAUUGCUCAACAACAUGUGGGACGAGCCGAUACUGUUCCUCAGCAAGAUGCUCAACAAGGAGAUACUACAGACAAGACUGGAGGUACUGAUGACAGACAAGUCGUGUGCGUUCUAUCGACCGUCGAUGCUGGCAUUGGCUCUGAUACAGAUCGAGAUCGAGAGGCACCUGAACAUGAGCCUGCUCGAGAACUCGGUCAGUUUCCUGCAGAAAUUGUUGCAAGUUUUUGCCCUGAUCGGUGAAAUCCAAAACACAUGUCAGGUAAAACCUUGCGAAAUGGUGAACUGCAUGAGUAGCGUCAGUAGUAUUUUGCAAGAGUAUGAUAACCAGGAGAAGGCGAAGCACUCCCAGAAUCUGUUGUGGCGUUUUUCAUCGUCCACUUAUGCACUGUGCAAUAAAUACAGAACCCACAGAAACUCUCAUUAUAUUUUAGACACCAUUGAGGAACAACUACCAGUGACUUAUCAUUAAUGCAGGAUGUGUUCCUUUAUCAUCUAUCAAUCACACAUAUACUUUACUGAUUGUCUUUUUAAAUGAUGUAAGCACCUUAUAUUUUUAGAAUGUAGAAAUUUAUAUUUAUGAGUUGUGUAUAAAUAUUAUUUAUUUUUUAUGAAGAUUUAUGAAUGUAUGUGAUAAAAUUAACUUUUGCCAUUGAAUGUUUUAAAUUGUCGUUGAGUAGAGGAAUUUCUAUGUUUUAAAAAUUAAUUUAUUCCUUGUACAAAGUACAAAAAAAUUUACAAAAUAAUAUAUUUAUACAAAAAAAAUAUUAAAAACGAUGAAACUGAUAAAAAAAUCAUAAAAGGUAAAUUUGAAAAAAAUGCACCUAUUGUAUGUAUUUUUUUGUGCUUAUGUCGUUAUUAUUUAUUAAAUUAAAGUGAUCUGCUCAUUAAUGUCAUCACACCCUGUACAUAUAUGAUUAAUUUUAUUUAAACUAGUCGUUACUUUCUGUUACCAUAAAAUGGCACUUAUUUAAAAAUCAUGUUUUAUAAAAUUCUCAAAUAAACAUUUCUUUUUUUAA